ACACACACACACACACGCGGAUUCAAAUCAUCUCUGAACCGCAGAGAUUCUCCUUCAGUCGCUUCGUGUAUUUACAGCCGCCGCUGCGAAAAACCACUAGAUAGAAUGGGCACGAGCUGCUCUUCUCGAAUCACAGCCGUUUGGAGAUAAGAGGGCGGAAACGCGAGUAAAACAGACAGAAGAGAUAGAAAAACAGAGGAGGAGCGCGAGAAGGCCGAACCCAUCGAGGGAGCGCGAGAGCAGCCUAGUUUCUCACGCGACAGGCGCGCGGCGCUCCAGUGGAUUUGCGUCUCAACCCGACGAGGACGAAAACACGCCCGUAGCAAACCGUACAUGUGGAUUAUUCGCGGAAAUUUCUUAAUUUCCUCCUCUUCAGAAACUACAUAAACGUCCAGUAGCGAUAAGACCUUCACCUUCCGCGGAGAGGUUGGUGACUGCCAGGACUCAACGCCCCAUGAUGUACAGCGUUUGUGACAAGACCACACCCACUUUCAGUGUGUAGAGGAAGUUGCAUCGUCAGCAUGUCCUCGCACCCUCAGUCAGUACCUCAGGGUCGGAGGGCUGUGGAUGCUCGUCACCUUCCUAGUCCUGCCACCCUUCCUCUGCAGCUGAGAGCCCAUGCGGAUGUUGGUGGACUGUUGGACUACCAUCCUCAUGCUCGGGACUAUGGUUCCCAUUUGUCCCAUGGAUCGAUGGCCCCACCUCAUCGCCGCAGACCAUCCCUUCUCUCUGAAUUUCAGCCUGGCAGUGAAAGAGGUCAAGAGCCCCACAUCCGAUAUGAACACAUUUACCUACAGGACCCCGGCAGCCAAUCAGAAGUGGAAUACUCCGAGAUCAAGCGUGCUCGCUUGGAAAUCGGGACAGAGUCUCUUAUUCGUCAUUCAGCUCAUCGUCAGCCCCUUACGGUGGGUGGAGCUGAGGAAAUGGCAAAGGAACGCAGCAGCAGCAGUUCCAUUGGAAAGAUUGAGCCCAUCUCUCCCGUGAGCCCAGUGCCCAUGGAUCCCGACCUGGACCUGGUUCCCUCUCGCCUCUCCAAAGAGGAGCUAAUACAGAACAUGGACCGGGUGGAUCGGGAGAUCACCAUGGUGGAGCAGCAGAUCUGCAAACUGCGUAAAAAACAGCAACAGCUGGAGGAAGAAGCUGCGAAACCCCAGGAGCCGGAGCGCACCAUCUCACCUCCACCCAGUGAAGCCAAACACCGCAGCCUUGUCCAGAUCAUCUAUGAUGAAAACAGGAAAAAGGCAGAGGAGGCUCAUCGCAUACUGGAGGGACUCGGACCCCGAGUAGAGCUGCCUUUGUAUAACCAGCCGUCUGAUACCAAGCAGUACCAUGAGAACAUCAAGAUAAAUCAGGCAAUGAGGAAGAAGCUUAUUCUGUAUUUCAAAAGAAGAAAUCAUGCUCGCAAACAGUGGGAGCAGAAAUUCUGCCAGCGCUACGACCAGCUAAUGGAGGCCUGGGAGAAGAAAGUUGAGCGCAUCGAGAAUAACCCACGCCGCAGAGCCAAAGAGAGCAAAGUGCGGGAGUAUUACGAAAAACAGUUUCCUGAGAUCCGCAAACAGAGGGAGCUGCAGGAGCGCAUGCAGAAUAGAGUGGCUCAGCGAGGUGGGGGUUUGGCCUCAGCAGCCCGCAGCGAACAUGAGGUUUCUGAGAUCAUCGAUGGCAUCUCGGAGCAAGAGAACUCAGAAAAGCAGAUGCGUCAGUUAGCUGUGAUUCCUCCCAUGCUGUUUGAUGCCGAGCAGCAGAGAAUAAAGUUCAUCAACAUGAAUGGGCUGAUGGACGAUCCCAUGAAGGUCUACAAAGACAGACAGGUCAUGAACAUGUGGAGUGAACAGGAGAAGGACACUUUCCGUGAGAAGUUUAUCCAGCACCCAAAAAACUUUGCCCUGAUAGCCUCCUUUCUGGAGAGAAAGACAGUGGCUGAGUGUGUCCUGUUCUACUACCUGACUAAGAAGAAUGAGAACUACAAGAACAUUGUUCGCAGGAGCUACCGUCGCCGAGGCAGGAGCCAGAAUAAUCAACAGGCACAGCAACAGGUGAACCGCAACAAUCAGGAAGAGAAAGACGAGAAGGAGAAAGAAAAGGAGGGAGACCAUGAGGAGGACAAAGCAGAGGGAGAUGAGAAAGAGGACGGCAUGAAAGAUGACACCUCUGGUGAGGAUGGAGAGGAGAAAGAGCCUCCUGUAACCGCUAAAGGCAGGCGGACCGCAAACAGCCGCGGUCACCGGAAAGGACGAGUCACUCGCUCUAUGACCAACGAGCAGGAAGAGAACACUUCACCACUAAGCAGUGAGCUGGCUAAUCUGGAGAUGAAUGAAAGUUCUCGCUGGACUGAAGAGGAGAUGGAGACCGCAAAGAAAGGUCUGCUCCAGUAUGGCAGAAAUUGGUCUGCUAUCGCCAAGAUGGUGGGCUCCAAAACAGUCUCCCAGUGCAAGAACUUCUACUUUAACUACAAGAAGAGACAGAAACUGGAUGAGAUUCUGCAACAGCAUAAAAUAAAAUCGGAGAAAGAGCGUAAGGCCAGACGUAAAGGUAAAGCUCUUCAGAACGAGGAAGCCAGCGCUCCAUCUGCUGCAGAGGAAGAAGAGAUGGAGGGAUCGGGAGUCAGCGGCAAUGAGGAGGAGGCUCAGGAGGACGGAGAGGGUGGAGCCAAUAACAGCUCAGACACUGAGAGCCUCCCUUCCCCACGCUCCUCAGAUGACAGCAAGGUCAAAGAAGAGGGCUCGGCACGGCCCAAAACUGCACCCACUUCCUCCUCGUCCUCCACGGACAAGGACAUGGCAACUUCGGACAAGGGGCCGGAUGAAAUGCCAAAAGUGGAGGAAGGAGAAGUGGAACAGGGAGGAGUGAAGCUGGAGGUAAAGACCGAACCGGAGGAGUGUGAUAAGGAGGCAGCAGGAGAUGAUAAGAAGUCUCCUGCCCUGGAGGUGGAGGAGGGCAAAAAAGAGGUAAAAAAGAAAGAGCAUGGAGGAAAGAGUGGAGCUCAAGACAGCGACUCCAGCGCCACAUGCAGCGCAGAUGAGGUGGAGGAGACGGAAAGCUCAGAAAAGAACAGGCCGAGUUUGUUGAAUUUCGCCCAUGAUGGAGUGAUCACUUCUCCAGUUCAGAAACCACUGGACCUCAAACAGCUCAAGCAGAGAGCAGCUGCUAUACCUCCCAUAAUGCCAGAGAUGUCAGUAGCAGGACGUGAUAACCGGCCCAGGUUGCUGGGGAAGCAGCAGGCUAUGCCUCACGCUCUUGCAUUGUACCAGCAGCAGAUUACCAUGGCUCAUGAAUCUUCCCAGGAGGCCAAACAGCAACAAUCACAGCCAACCAAAUCUCAGCAUAACACAGGAGGUGGAGACUCAAGCAGCCCAAGGGUCAGGACUCGCAGCCCUGGUGUCUCUGAGAGAGAGAGAGAAGAGCUGGAGGGGAACGAGAGAUGGCUUCAGGCUCUGCUACAUGGAUUACAUAAAUCUCGGGCAUUCUCUCCUCUUGCGGAUGGUAAAAAGAUACCCGGGGCUGAUGACGUUCGGGCUGUUGGUCUAGGCCGGCCAGUGAUGUCACCAUACCAGCUCUCUCCCAGAGACAUGGCCAAACUCAGCCAUGAACAACUACUACAAUACAGUCCCUCAUUGGCACCCACUCUACAGCCACAGGAGAGAAUGGCUGCAGUGCGGCCUCUCCAUAUCCCAGAACCCCCUCCUCUCAUCUCCUCUGCCAAACCUGGUGGUUCCAUCACGCAGGGUACUCCAGUCCAAUUGCACAACCCUUCUCAUGGCUCCGACCAUGGGAAAAUCCCAGCCCCAGGAUCCAUGGCUCUCUCAUGGAUGGACCAGAGGAAAAUGGGAGGGUUUCCAGUGGUUAAACAGGAGCAGUUAUCUCCACGCGGAGCCGUCUCCUCUCAGACUGAGAAUCUCUCCUCACAGGACAGCACUACAUCACGGGGCCCCAUGCCAGCUGUUCAAGGUGGCAGCAUCACGAAGGGCAUCCCGGGCACACGUGUGCACCAAGAACCUUCCAUAUCAUAUCGAGGAGGUUCAAUCACUCAGGGCACUCCUGCAGAUGUCUUGUAUAAGGGCACAAUAACCCGUCUGAUCACUGAGGACAGCCCUAGCAGAGAGAGAAGCAGAGAAGAGACUCCUUCUAAGGGGACCUUAGUCUACGAGGGCGUCAGUGGACACAUCCUCUCCUUUGACCGGGGUCCCAAUUCUAAUGAAGAGGGUCGUGGAGACCUGGCUGGGCUGAAGCGGACCUAUGACAUGAUGGAGGUUGGCAUUUCUCGUGUGCCACCCAUGAGAGACUCAAUAUCUGCCACUGAAGGCUUGGUCGGUCGAGCAAUGCCUCACGAGCGUGAUAGUCCUCAUCUACACCACAUCCGUGGAUCCAUAUCCCAAGGAAUCCCACGUGAUGACUGUCAGCGCCGGGAGGUUAAACAGAUGAAAAGAGAGGGUUCCCCAUCACCCCGUGGCCCUGGUCAUCCCACUGACAUUCUUAAAUCACGCUCUCAUGACAGUAUGGUGACCACCGUCAAAGAGGGAGGACGCUCCAUUCACCUGAUCCCUCCUGAGGGGGUUGUGAUAGGCAAGCCUAAGGAGGGCUCAAUCACCCAGGGUACCCCUCUGAAACAAGAGCCUGUUGGCUCGUCCAAGCGCCAUGAUGUGCGGUCCAUCAUCGCCAGCUCUCCUCGGCCUUACUCUGGACUGUCCUCUCAUCUAGAGCUCAGGCCUGAGCACAGAGGGUCUGACAGGGCUCGCUAUGAGGAGGUUGGGAACAAAUCACGACCCAGCGCUGUGGUCAGCACCCCCAGUUCUCUGUCCCGUACAUCUCCAUUGGCAAUUAGUGGAGAGCAGAGCAGCAGACCCCACCACAGUCCAGUGGGCUAUGAAGAUCACAAACGAUCCGGCUACCCUCCACCCUCACACAGAGCCUCUCCACUGUCUGGCAGAGAAACUUCACAGCGUGCACAUGAAGGCUCAAGUAAGGCCCAGCAGCAGGAGAGAAAAGCCACUCCCACCCCUCGAGAGGUGAGCUCCACCAAGUCUCCACUGGCAGUUAGUGAGCACACUGCGUCUUUGGCCUACGAGAGGAUCCUGCAGGGGCUGGGAACGGAUAUGUACCAUGGCCAGAUACCUCUAACAUUUGACCCCGCAACUCUGCCCAGGGGAAUCAUCGAGCCAGCAUAUUAUCUCCCCCGUCACCUGCACCCUAGCCCUGGCUACCCUCACCACUACUCACCCUACCUGAUCAGAAGUUUCCCUGAAACAGCAGCCCUGGAGAACAGACAGACGCUCUUCAAUGACUACAUUACUUCCCAGCAGAUGCACCAGUGGCCAGCCGCUGCUGCAAUGGCUGCCCAGAGACCCGACCUGCUCAGAGGCCUUACACCUCGAGAGCAGUCUCUUAACUUAGCCUACUCACCCACACCCAGAGGAACAUCUGCCUCUCCCAUGGAUCGUAUCACAUACAUCCCAGGAACCUCUCCAGCUUUCCCCAGCGGAGCCUACAACACAUCUCCCAUCUCACCAGUGGGAGCCUCUCACAUGAGCAAGAUCCAAGGUGGUUCAACUUCCUCAGAGAGAGAAAGAGAGAGGGAGAGGGAGAGGGAGAGAGAGCGGGAUCGUGAGAGAGACCGAGAGCGGGAUCGAGAGAGGGACAGGGAACGAGACAAGUCUCUCGGUCAUGGUAACGUGGAACAUGCCCCUAUUUGGAGACCAGGAGCACCAGAACAGCUUGGUGGCAGCAGCAGCAGCAGCAGUUCUCGUCCCCCGUCUCAUCCAUACAGUCACCAGUCAUCUCCGCUCUCCCCUCGCCCCCAGGACAGCCUGCAGCAGAGACCUAGCGUUCUGCACAACACCAGCUCAAAGAGCCUGGCCAAUUCUGAGCACAACAGUCCCUCUGUGCUGCGGCCACCAGGAUCUGCUCGCUACCAGGGCUUCAGUGGGCACCUUCGGUCUGGUUUAGCCAAUGAGGGUUACCCAUCUGUUACAGACUCAAAUGCUAAAGAUUCAAAUAGAGACGGGGGCAAAAGCCAUGGGCGUGGAGGUCUGCCCAAACAUCAGGACCAUUCAUCCUCUUCCAAGUCUGACCCCAAGCUGGCCAGCCCUGGUGCCGGUGGGUCAUACCCCUCUCCGUACAGCCAGGCCCCUGGUGCCCACCUCGGUCUGCCCACAAGUCGAGGGCACCCCUUGCUGGCUUCCGAAAACAACCGCGGCAGCAGUUCCGUCCCAUCCCGUGGUGGAGAUGGCAUCAGCAGCGCGUCAAGUAGGGAAAAGACUCAAAACAAAGUGAUGUCCAUACAGGAACACGAACUUCGAGCACUCGGUAAGACCACCAUGACAGCGGCCAACUUCAUAAACGCGAUAAUCAUGCAUCAAAUUUCUUGUGAUGCGGCGAUGCCAGAGACUGGUGCGCUCGCGACCAACGGCACCUGUGAUGCUCACCAAAAGGCACUAGAACAGCUGUACGGGUCUGAGGACAGACUUUCUCCAGGUCAGCAGCCGCCUUCUGCUGUCAAAGGCUCUCAGAGAGUAGUCACCCUCGCCCAGCACAUCAGUGAGGUGAUCACUAAAGACUACACACGGCAGUCGCAGCAAGGCCAGAUAGGGGGUCAAUCAUCUCUACAGCCUGUGUUUGGAUAUCACAACUCCCCUGUGCUGGAUCUCACUCGUCCUCCCAGCGCUCCCCAAGCCCAGACCCCCACAGACCCCAACGCCCGCUACACCCCAGAAGGCACUGCUGCUGAGAGGGAGAGAGGGAGAGACAGGUCUCCUUCUCAGAGCAAGACCUCUCCAGUGAGUCUGGCUGCUGAUGGGAUUGAACCGGUUUCACCACCAGGGGCCGUUUCAGAGCCAGAGACACCAGGAGCUGCUUACCCUAAUGAACAGGCGGAGCAGGGUAUGGGAUCUCGUUCACCGGCCAGUAGCUCUCAACAUCCAGCCUUCUUCAGUAAACUGACUGAGAGCAACUCUGCUAUUGUCAAGAGCAAGAAGGAAAUGAUUAAGAAGAUGGUGGUUGGCACAGAGGCUGAAUUCAACCCGGGCCAACCUGGGACAGAAAUCUUUAACAUGCCCGCCUCUACAAAUGCAGUACCCGUGAGUGUGCGCAGUCACCCGCCACCAGAGGCUAGCGGUAAUACUAUAGGUCUGGAGGCCAUUAUCAGGAAAGCUCUCAUGGGCAAUUAUGAUGAACAGAUGGACGAACGCUCACCGUCCAACUCUGUCAACUCGAUGAGUGUUGGCGUGCCAGCUUCAGCGGAUGGGCGUUCUGAAGACCCCUACUCCCUGCCAGUUAAAUCCAAAGGAGGGCGCUCUAAUGGUCGCAAGACUAAGUCUCCUGGUCUGUCUGGAGGAGAGAGACCUUCAUCUGUGUCCUCUGUCCACUCUGAGGGAGACUGUAACCGUCACACCCCACUCACCAACAGAGUGUGGGAGGACAGACCCUCAUCUACAGGCCCCACUCCAUUCCCCUGUAACCCCCUGACCAUGCAGAUGCGUCUCCCCAGCGGGAUGAUGCCGGGACCCUCACCUUCCCCAACGCAGCAGGGCACAUCAGCGCCUCCACAGAGCCAGACUCAACCCCGCACCUGGGAGGAAGAACCCAAACCUCUGCUGUGCUCUCAAUACGAGACCCUGUCAGACAGCGAGUGAACACACACCUCACGCUGCAUACACUAGGACUGAACGUUUGCUGCUUGUGAACAGAAACUUGUUACUGUAAACGGGGAUGUUCGUAAACACACGUACUCAUGUCCAUGCUGACAUACGGGAACAUACGUCCAUCAGCGCUCAUGCCCUCUGAUACCUCUACACACAUAAUCAUGCAUAGAGAAAAACAUCCCAUAACCCACCCAAGCGUGCACACACUCACGCCAUCAGUGGAAGUGCAUUACAUGGCUGCAGACGUGGGUUUAUGUAUCAGUGUGUUGGCGUGUGCGUCACUCCAGGACUACUUGUAGAAUGAAUCACUUGUUAGGUUAUUUUUUUUAAUCAGAGUUGACUCAUGGACUCAUGGAGCUCUUUUGUUGACACGUUUUGGAGCAUUCCUCAUUAGACUGCUCAGGACACACACUCUUAUACUGUAAUACAACAGCAAAUUGUUUAUUUUGUGUGUGUGUGGUGUAAUGCAAAGGCUGGAUGAAACCGAAAUAAGCACCACACACACACACAGGCGCGCGCGUAUGGCCUCUGAGUUCUCAUGUGCAUCUGCAGUCCUUCAUGAUGAUUCAUGUGUUGUCAAGAUGACCCUGUUAUUUUUUUAUGGAUCUGACGCUGUUAGGUCAUCUUGAGUAUUUGUGUGAUGAAACAAGACCUUCAGAAAGGCAGGGUAGCUGAUCCCUGCACUACACUCUACUGGUUUUGAAGCAGAUUUCAUUUUAUCCUGUAACGUUAUGUCCGUUCCGUGCUACUUCUGAGAGUUUAUGUGGGAGGCCAAAUCAUUGGUUUUACAGGGUCCUCAUAAUGUUCAUUUGUUAACAUCAAACCUUCAUUUUUGGCCUCUAGCUGACCAAUAAUACGUUGUCUUUUCCAUCAUCUCUCUUUGAUAGUAGAUGUCCGAACUUUUUUUAUGUACAUGCACCUUUGCAUGUUUUUUUUUGUAAUGAGUUAAGCACUUAGUCGGCAAACGGUUCCUGUCAGUGUCCUUCAGUGGAUGCCGACCUGAAUGCAACUUUUUAAACAGCAUUUAUUCUAGUUUUUCUUAUACAGAGCUUUGUUGAUUUGUUUUGUCACCUACCUUGUCAAGUGUUCCACUCUCUUGCGACAAUCACUGGCAGAGAGUUGAGCGAGUGGACGCAUCUUUAGGGGAAGCUGCUUUAUCAGGUCUGAACGUCCCAGCAGACCUGUUGUUUUUCACGUCAUCUGUUUGCUGAAGAGUUAAAGCCAUGCUGUCUGGCCAGUCCUUUUGAUAUGACACUCACUGAGAGCUGCUUAACUUUUGCUCUUUAUGCUUAAACGAAGGCUUCGGGAUGAUUUCUUUCUUUCUGUAGGGUUCAUUUGAGCAGAGAUAUCCUGCGUAAUAAAAUAAAAUUGAGGUGAGCAGACGCCACACCUCAUCUAACCUGUAGUCCUUCACUCUGUACAGUUUUAAAGAUAAUUCUAGUGUUAAGUGCCAUGUAUUUGACAUAUACAUUUCUGAAGUCAAAACUACCAAGUGAUUACGCACAGUUGUUUGUUUUUAAAUUUGUUUCUUUUCUCCUUGUUAUGCCAGGGUUGUACAAUUUGUCACGCAGGCACAAUUUAAAUCCGUGAAGGAGACAUUUACCGUGUCAGUCUCCUCUCCAAAACGCCUCAGCGGUGGGGUUACUAACUGCUUUGCAUGCAUAUUAGAUUUAAUGAAAUGUUUUAAUUCGUAUUGUUUGACUUUUAUUUGUCACAUGGUUUUACUAUGAAAGUUAUCUUUAACAGUUCGAACUGCAAUGUUCAUUGUAAUCUCCAGACUUUGUGGAUAUUUUUGGAAGCUAAUUAAAAGAUGAAACGUAAAGUUCAGCAGUGGGUUUUAUCCAGUGGGGGCUUUUGUUGUUGCUUUGAUGGUCGAGGACCGUUUUAGUGCACUACCUAGUGUGGUUUUGUAUAAUGGGGCUUUAUCUUCAGUCACUUCAAUCCCAAAUACACUCUCAUCAAGAUCCCUGAAUGGGGUGAGCGAACAGUAGCUAUACUUUUUUAUUUUUUUUAUAACCAUAACAUCUGCACAGACAUCCCAGAACGCUCUGCUCUGACUUUGAGAUUAGUUCUCUGACAUAUCACUCCAGACAGUAUUGUAUUUUGUGGACAAGUCACUCUAAAGUUUAGUGUUUUCUUGUAUAGCGAGCUCUCUUUCCUCUUUAUUGACUGUUUGUUUGACCUUUUUACUGAGGACAGUAUUGCACUUUCCUUGGAUGAGGAGGCGUUCUCAUUUGUAACUGAUAAACGUAAAUGAAGCUGAGAGAUUAAAACAAAUGAAGAGGAGAGAGAUGGGAAAACAGCGGUAAUCAUCGCCCCUCUUAAGAUUGGAAAGGUUAAGUGGGUAUUUGGGUGGCAUCUGUUUUUGUACAACCAUUUUGUGCAUAUUGCUUUUUCUUUUUUCUUUUUUUUUAAGGCCCACUGUAUUAUAGCGAGGAGUGUAAAUAGACCUAAAAGGAUGUACAUAUUUAUGUGAUUUGCUGCAAGAUUGAUAUUCACACUGUUGUAUUUCAACAUGGCCACCAGCAAGCUUUGUGGAUAGCAGUGUAAAAAUUAAACAGAAAAAAAAACAGACACUGCCUUAAUGUUUAAAUAAAAAGCUUAUUGCCAUUGA
This is a messenger RNA of Carassius carassius (crucian carp), 10248 nucleotides long. It is a transcript of the gene ncor2, whose product is annotated as nuclear receptor corepressor 2. Bases 522 to 7625 code for a protein of 2367 amino acids. The record is from RefSeq and is a predicted model, not a curated record. Gene Ontology annotation, molecular function: transcription corepressor activity. NCBI's taxonomy places the organism in Eukaryota, Metazoa, Chordata, Actinopteri, Cypriniformes, Cyprinidae. Gene Ontology annotation, biological process: negative regulation of transcription by RNA polymerase II. The transcript is spliced from 46 exons.